Messenger RNA from Acanthocheilonema viteae, 1791 nucleotides. The record is from the annotation of a GenBank genome assembly. NCBI's taxonomy places the organism in Eukaryota, Metazoa, Nematoda, Chromadorea, Rhabditida, Onchocercidae.
AUGACGGAACAGCUAUCAGUAUUAGCGGAUCGAAUGAUCCAUCGUUUAAUGACCGAUCAAUUUUUGGAUGGUUUUUCCGAUUCCCAAUUGAUUGCAAUUAUCGAUGCUGUUUGUAAAAUAAUGCAACCAAAUGGAUCUUUGAUUGAAAUUUCUGCACCUGUUAUUAUUUUUGGUGAUAUUCAUGGACAAUUCGGUGAUUUAAUGCGUUAUUUAAAAAUUGUUGGUACACCACCGGAACAAAAUUUCCUAUUUUUGGGUGAUUAUAUUGAUCGAUGUAAAAAAGGACUUGAGGUUGUAAUGUUAUUAUUUUGCUUCAAAGUGAAAUAUCCGGAUAAGGUCAAUCUUUUGCGUGGUAAUCAUGAAUGUACAAAAAUGAAUCGAACUUACGGAUUCUAUCAGGAAUGUAAACGUGUACGAACAACAUUGCUUUGGAAGAUAUUCCAGAAAGCUUUCAAUGAAUUACCGUUAUGUGCAAAUGUAAACAAUCGAUUGGUUUGUAUGCAUGGUGGUAUAAGUCCUUUAAUACACGGAUGGUAUUCAUUGAAAAAUUUAAAGAAACCAAAAAGUCAAGCGGAUUGUGAUUGGGGCUUAGCACUUGAUCUGAUGUGGUCUGAUCCGGAUAGUGAUCCGUGUGCUAGAGGUUUCACACCCAAUAAAAUUCGUAAUGCUUCAUGGAUGUUUGGACAAGAUAUGAUUAAAGAAUGCGUUGCAGCAUUGGAUGUGGACAUGAUAGUACGAGCGCAUGAAGUUGUUAAAAAUGGUCAUCAAAUUGAUUGUGAUGGAAAAAUUUGUACCGUUUUUUCCGCACCAAAUUAUUGUGGUAGCGAUGGUAAUUGUGGAUCAAUUAUGCGUGUUACUGAUGAUUUGAAAAUUUCAUUCGUAACAUUAAAACCAAAAUUAGAAGUGCAAAAAUUGAGUGCUGAAAAACUCGCUGAAUUUGAGAAACAGAAUCGAUCAAGUGCUGCUAAAAGUCCUAAUCCAGUCUCAUCAUUCGUUACAGCUAAAAUAUUAAAGCCCUGUUCGGAACUGCUAAUGGGACAAUAUUGGUGCGAAGAGCCCAAAAUUUCACCGAUCACUCAGCUUCCUGAAACCUGUGAGAAGGAUAAUACAAUUACAGUUAUUUGUGAAGUGGCAAAUGAAAUCAAUUGUAUAGGAUUGGAUAACGGUACAAGAAAGUUCCUAAAACGUGUGCCAAAUGGAUGUGCUUAUUCAUCUGGUGUUGAUUACAGUACUGCGUUAUUGUUAUCAGUAUUUCUUGGUUGGUUAGGUAUCGAUCGAAUUUACCUUGGAUAUUAUGCUAUAGGAUUUCUGAAGAUGUUUUCAUUUGGGUGCUUCGCAUUAUUGUAUCUUGUGGAUAUCGUAUUAAUUGCGUUGCAGUUGCUGGGACCAGCUGAUGGUUCUGCUUAUCGGAUCAGUUUCUAUGGGCCAAAAGCGACACCAGUACGAUUUUCGAACGAUACUUAUGUUUCGCUCUAUACUUGUUUCGAUUGUUCACCAUAGUUUGAGAAAAUGUCACAAGCACAACUACAAAUGAUAGCUGAUUUGGAGAUGGAAAUGAUGUCUGACAUGUAUCGGCGGAUGACGACAGCAUGUCAGCAGAAAUGUAUUUCAACUCGUUACAAGGAGGCGGAAUUGACAAAAGGUGAAGCAGUUUGCUUGGAUCGUUGCGUUGCUAAAUAUUUGGAUGUACAUGAAAAACUUGGAAAACGGUUAACGUCAAUAUCGCAGCAGGAUGAGAAGCAAUUGCAGCAAAUGCAACAACAAUUACAAUUACAACAACAAGCAAAAUAA